Messenger RNA from Megalopta genalis, 603 nucleotides. RefSeq lists its product as uncharacterized. Lineage: Eukaryota; Metazoa; Arthropoda; Insecta; Hymenoptera; Halictidae. The record is from RefSeq and is a predicted model, not a curated record.
UCGGUUAAGUCUCGGUGGCUUGUUAAAUUUCCGGAGGUUUUGUAAUCGAUUGCGAUUUUAUAAAAUUUAUGUUCUAAUCAUGCCGCGGCACAAUGUUUGCGGCGAGGUCGUCGGGUGCAAAGCGGAGAAACUGGUCUUGGAAUCGGAAUCCAGUCACGAGGAAUUCUUGAUCAAACGGGGACACCGUGAUCGAAGCAUCGAAAAAUUCGAGUAAAUGUUGAUAAACUGGUUCCCAACGAGGAAACGAAAAUUUUUUUCUCCAGAUCUCAGGAAAUGCAAGGGCACGAGUGAAUCAACGAAAAGGGGGAGAAGAGAAAAGAUUAGCAAGCGGAGUCUUAAGAUGCCGCAGGUGCCCGAGAAGAUCGUCGAUCUAGUGGACAUCUUGCUGCACGAGAACUUCCUGAACGUGGUCGAUCAAUACUUCAAGCCAAGCAUGAAUAAUCAAUUGCAGGCGAAAUCACGGGAGAAGAAGUCGAACACCAGAAAGUCUCCUUUGAAGACGGCGGUUUCGAUUCGGAACAAUGUCUCAAGUUCGCCGAAGUGUAAUUUGUCCCAAACGGAAUUGCAAAUACCUGAAUAAACGUAAUUAUAAGUCCAACGGUA